Myotis myotis is the source of this 6110-nucleotide messenger RNA. RefSeq names its product discoidin, CUB and LCCL domain containing 2 (gene DCBLD2). The transcript is spliced from 16 exons. The coding region runs from base 397 to 2736 and encodes 779 amino acids. NCBI's taxonomy places the organism in Eukaryota, Metazoa, Chordata, Mammalia, Chiroptera, Vespertilionidae. The record is from RefSeq and is a predicted model, not a curated record.
AGCGCGAGGGCUCUGUGGCCGGCCUGCCUUCAGCUACCCGGGGCGGCGGGAGAGCGCGGCAAGCGGGGCGCAGGGUUGAGGAACGCGGCGCGGGAGUGCGGGAGGUUCGCCGCCCGGCUCCGUCGCUGUCGUUCUCCGCGCCUCGAGCACUCGCUUCCUUCCCUCCCCUCCCCUGCAUCCCGGCCUGGGGUCUCGGGCGGGGAACGGAGGGAAGGGACCUGAGAGGAAGCGAAAGCGGAGUGAGGGGCGGAGGGGGUCCCGGCGCGGAGCAAGGCGCGCGCCGCUGCUUGUUCUUUCUCCGGAGCCGCCGCCUCCUUGCCGGGUGGGUGCCGCGGCUCCGGGCGCGCGGGACUCCCGGGGCGCCCGCACUAUGCAGGCGGACCGCCGGCCGCCGCGAUGGCGAGCCGGACGGUGGUGAGAGCAGGGCGCAGCCCGUACCAACCCCAACCCCGAGUCCGGGCCGCGGCCGCCGCCCCCGCAGGGGCCGCGCUCCCCCACUCCCGUUCCUGCCCGCUCCCGCCCCGCGCCAGCGCCUCCUCCCCGCCUAUGCCUCUGUUCCUUCUGCUCUUACUGGUCCUGCUCCUGCUGCUCGAGGACGCUGGAGCCCAGCAAGGUGAUGGAUGUGGACACACUGUACUAGGCCCUGAAAGUGGAACCCUUAUGUCUAUAAACUACCCACAGACCUAUCCCAACAGCACCGUUUGUGAAUGGGAGAUUCGUGUAAAGAUGGGAGAAAGAUUGCGCAUCAAAUUUGGUGACUUUGACAUUGAAGAUUCUGAUUCUUGUCAUUUAAAUUACUUGAGAAUUUAUAAUGGAAUUGGACUUAGCAGAACUGAAAUAGGCAAAUACUGUGGUCUGGGAUUGCAGAUGAACCAUUCAAUUGAAUCAAAAAGCAAUGAAAUUACAGUGCUGUUCAUGAGUGGAAUCCAUGUUUCUGGACGAGGAUUUUUGGCUUCAUACUCAGUUAUAGAAAAACAAGAUCUAAUUACUUGUUUAGACACUGCAUCCAGCUUUUUGGAACCUGAGUUCAGUAAGUACUGCCCAGCUGGUUGUCUGCUUCCUUUUGCUGAGAUAUCUGGUACAGUCCCUCAUGGAUAUAGAGAUUCCUCGCCAUUGUGCAUGGCUGGUGUGCAUGCAGGAGUGGUGUCAAACACCCUGGGUGGCCAGAUCAGUGUUGUAAUUAGUAAAGGUAUCCCGUACUAUGAAAGUUCUUUGGCUAACAACGUCACGUCUGUGGUGGGACACUUAUCUACAAGUCUUUUCACAUUCAAGACGAGUGGUUGUUAUGGAACUCUGGGCAUGGAGUCUGGUGUGAUUGCCGAUCCUCAGAUAACAGCUUCAUCUGUGCUGGAGUGGACGGACCACACAGGGCAGGAGAACAGCUGGAGACCCGAAAAGGCCAGGCUGAAGAAACCGGGGCCUCCCUGGGCUGCUUUUGCCACUGAUGAGUAUCAGUGGUUACAAAUAGAUCUCAACAAGGAAAAGAAGAUAACAGGCAUUGUGACCACUGGCUCCACCAUGGUGGAGCAUAACUACUAUGUGUCAGCCUACCGAAUUCUAUACAGUGAUGAUGGGCAGAGGUGGACUGUGUACAGAGAGCCUGGUGUGGAGCAGGAUAAGAUAUUUCAAGGAAACAAAGAUUAUCACCAGGAUGUGCGUAAUAACUUUUUGCCACCAAUUAUUGCACGUUUUAUUAGAGUGAAUCCUACCCAAUGGCAGCAGAAAAUUGCCAUGAAAGUGGAGCUGCUGGGAUGCCAGUUUAUUCUUAAAGGUCGUCCUCCAAAACUUACUCAACCUCCAUCUCCUCGGAACAGCAAUGACCUCAAAAACACUACAGCCCCUCCAAAAAUAGCCAAAGGUCGUGGCCCCAAAUUUACUCAACCACUACAACCUCGAAGUCGCAAUGAAUUUCCUGCACAGACAGAACAAACAACUGCCACUCCUGAUAUAAAAAACACUACCGUAACUCCAGAUGUCACCAAAGAUGUAGCCUUGGCCGCAGUGCUUGUCCCUGUGCUGGUCAUGGUCCUCACCACUCUCAUUCUCAUAUUAGUGUGUACUUGGCAUUGGAGAAACAGAAAGAAAAAAACUGAAGGCACCUAUGAUUUACCUUACUGGGACCGGGCAGGUUGGUGGAAAGGAAUGAAGCAGUUUCUCCCGGCCAAAUCCGUGGAGCACGAGGAAACCCCCGUUCGCUACAGCAGCAGUGAAGUCAAUCACCUGAGUGCGAGAGAGGUCACCACAAUGCUGCAGACGGACUCUGCAGAGUAUGCCCAGCCGCUUGUGGGAGGAAUUGUUGGCACACUUCAUCAGAGGUCGACCUUCAAACCAGAAGAAGGAAAAGAAACAGGCUAUGCUGACCUAGAUCCUUACAACUCCCCGAUGCAAGAAGUCUAUCACGCCUACGCCGAACCACUCCCAAUUACGGGGCCUGAGUAUGCAACCCCCAUUGUCAUGGAUAUCUCGGGGCACACCCCAGCUUCAGUUGGUCUACCCUCAACGUCCACUUUCAAAGCUACAGGGAACCAGCCUCCUCCUUUAGUGGGAACAUACAACACUCUUCUCGCCAGGACUGACAGCUGCUCCUCAGCCCGGGCCCAGUAUGAUACCCCAAAAGGUGGGAAGCCAGGUCCAAGUGCCCCAGAGGAAUUGGUGUACCAGGUGCCACAGAGCACACAGGAGGUGUCAGGAACAGGGGGGGAUGGCGACAGUGAUGUUUUUAAAGAAAUUAUUUGAAGGUGAUGCUGCUUUUUACAAAGCAUCGUUUUAAAGCACAUGGCCUUUUUUUUUCUAUUAGUGGUAGUAAUAUAUAGAAUGUAUUACAUAUCUGUCACGGAUGUAGUGGGGGAAGUGUGAUGACCGAGGUACAGGAAACUACUAAUCUUGCCAUCUUGCUUUAGAAGUGUUGUUGUAGCAGUUACUGCUUGCCUGUUAAAUUUCGAACAUCCUGUUUGUUACUACUGUAAAACACUAUUUUUAAUACAGAAAAAGCUCCCUACUAUGCACUUCAAAGAAAUUAAAAAUCACUGAAAGUAUUUAUUACCAAUGCUGCAGGUACAUUUGAUAAACUCAAUAAGGCUUUGUAAGCCUGACUGGCAAUAAUGCAUGGUACUGUUCUUGAAAUGUCUAAUGGCUUGAAAUUCUGCUUUGUGUGAAGGUGGGUACUAUCAUGAUUUCCUCCUCUUCUAUUCCUGUAUUCCUUUCUGGGUUUAAAAAAAUAAUAAUUAGUGAUACAUAAUCAUUGUUUUGAUUGCAGUCAUACACACGUAUCCAUUUUUCCUUAAGAAGAGUACAGGUGAGAAACUCCGAUUUAAUGAGCAGGGUGAUUGUCACUUUUUGACACUCAGGUGCUUUGACACCCACGGUACAUGACUUGGCCUGGUCUCUGCUUAUUCCGCCUGGGGCCUUGAUGGCCAGCCCGUUCUUGUGUUUGUAAAAUGUUUUUGAGUUUUUUCAGUGGGUUAUACCUGCUCUAUCAAACUUCAUGAAUUCAGAUCCUCUAAUGUGUUUAAGUUUACUUCUCACUGUAGAAACAGGAACUUUGCAAUUUAAAAAAGCUAUAAAAGAGAUCCUCUCUAAAAAAGCGAUGAAAGAGGUACUCCUCCCCUCCAACUUUAUUUGCAAUGGGAUUUUUUUCUAGGAGGGUUGUGAAGUUUACAGCUUCCAAGUAGACGCUGUAAACAUGCCCCACUUAUAUUUAUCACAGCAAAAGCAAAAUCAUUCUUCAGAAGUCCUGUAAAUUACCUUUAAAAAAGAUAACCAGAAUUUGCCCCCUUUUAAAAUAUGUAGAUUUUUUUUUUUAAUCUCAAGGUAUGUUUUGGGUUUUUUGUGUGUCUUUUAGUUUUCCAAAGCAAACUAUAAACUCAGUGUGUUUGUGCCUCAUCCGUGUGUGAGAGGGUGAGUAGUUCUUUAUCUCAUACGUAGGGAAGAGGUGUUAUAUCAUCCUCACACGUGGCUAUUCAUGUGUCUUUUUUUAUUCCCCUGGGCACCUUGUUACCAUUUACCCAGAACAGAGCUAAGUUUAGAUGGGUGAAAUAGAAAUCAUCUGUAGUUUAUCAGCCUAGAGUGUAAAAACCAUGAUUAAAAGUCUUUAGGCUGGCAACACAACAUAAGCUGCCCAUGUGAUUAAAGUUUGAAAUCCCUUCUAUAUACUUUAAUUUGUAGUCUUAAUGGAAAUGUACUUUUCCAUUCCAUCAAGUCCUACUCAUUUCUAUUGGCCUGGGCCACCAGAUUAUGAUGUUGCCAGAACUUGCUAAAUUUGAAGGUGAACAGUCUUCAUUUUGUUGCUUCCACAAGUAUAUCAGUAAUCUAAAACAUUGCUUCCAGAUAGAACUGUUUAUUUCUACAGCCUCCCGCCCUCUCCUUGUAUGAUCUUGUUGGUUUUAUUUUCAUUUUCUUUUCCUUUUCCAUACAUACUAUGAAGCAUAAUUUUAUUCAUUGAAAACCCAAUCCAUAUUUUGUUUCAAAAUAUUUGAAACAAAAAGCACAGGUGUUGAACUUUUAUUAGAACAUAUGAAUGUGUAAAGCACAUGUAUUAAUGCAGCCAUCCCCUUUCAGGUGGGAAGAGAGUAAACCAAUCGCUUUAUUUUUUUAUUCAUCCUUAGUACAGAGAGAAUAUACCUUUCCUAGAAUCAUAUACCUUUUUGAAGCUUUAAGAGAAAUGUUUUCAAUAACUAUUUUGUUUUCCCAAAGAUGCUUGCUAUUUUUGUGUAACUGUGUGCACCUCCUUUUCCCAUGAAACCUUUUUUUUUUGAGAAGCAAAUGUUUUCUUAAAUGAUGCAUGUUUUAAGACUUGAUUCAAAAUGCCACUGUGCUGUCCUUGAAUUGCCAAUGAUUCUUACAAAUAUCUAGUUUUUACUACUUUUAUAUAUUUUACUUUCAAAAUGAAGAGCUGAGCCUGAUACAAAGGGUUGUUCUGGUUUUGUACUUUUUCUUUUAGUUUGUUUUCAUAGUAGAGUUUUGGGGUUUGGGUUUUGUUUGUUUUUUUAACUACAUUUUUAUGUCUGAUAUAUAUAUACAGCUUUGGAGACAAUCAAGUAACAACUGAAAAUGUGAAAAGUAGCCAUUUUUUACAAAAAUGUCCUUGAAUUUUUAUUCUUUGCUUGAAAUAUGUAAAAGACUUAAGUCACUGUGGUUUAUUGGUUUAAAUUUUUUUCCUAUUAAUACAAUUCUAAAAAUAGAAUCAAACAGUGGUGCAGCAAGUGUGGCCAUUACAUGUUUUGUAAAAUUACACUGACUUCGCUGUUACUUGAUCUUAGGAACCAGCACAGUUAGAGGUAAGAUAUUGUGAAUGCUGACUUAUAUUUUAUUAAAAGCUGUAAAUCUAAAUAGAUCCUAUUGUAUGCAGGGUCUAGUCCAGUUAUUUAAGUUCAUGUUUCACUAUUUGCACUUUGCAUUGAACAAUGGGUUUAGUUUGCUGACGAAAUGGUUCGAGUAGAGAAUUUAUACAGUAAUUGAAAUUAUGACAUUGUGUAUGUACUUGCCCUUCCUCCCACAGCAGGGAGCAGAAAGUGAGCUCAUCUAAAUAUGAAUGCAGCUCUAAUUGUAUGGAAAGUGGUAAAGCUUUAAGGUACUUGCCUUGACUCCACAUUGUCACCUGGAGAGCAGGAUGGCUAUAAAAGCACCAUGUCAGGUGAUAUGAUUAAAAAGAACUAACAGACUAUUCUUUCCAGACCUUUUUAAGAGAAAAUUAAUGAAGAACAAAUUACCUAUUUGCUUUGCCUUUUAGUUCUGAACUUGAAGUCCCUAAACUGCAAAAUCUGAAGAGUUGGAUGGUUAUUAAAGUACUUUUUAGGUCAAGUGUGGUACCAAUUCUCAUUUAGUCACACCAACUUGUGGCUAAUUUCUUCAUUUCUUUCUCUUUUUUCUUUUUUUUUUUCUUUUUUUUGACACUGGGAAGGGUGGAAACAAAACACGUAUUGAAAUACAUAUUGGAAACAAAAAUGGCUUAAGUGUCAGUGAAAUUCUCCCAGAAUGUACUUUUCUUACCUCGGCAUGUACUGUAGUCACUCAGUAUUUGUAUAUGUUGCUAGAAUUUAGAUUGUAUAAAUAGUGAGAUUUUAAUGUGUUCAUGUGUUUUUAAUAAAUUGUAUAUAUGUGUCUUGCUCAGA